UGCUUUCUGAAGGAGUGGCCUCCAAUCUCUAAAUUGUUUCUGCUCCAUGUGAAAGGUUUAUCUUCUGACGCUGUUCCUCUAGUUAGUCCACCUUAUGUUCAGUGAGAGAUCCCACAAGUGCCUGUGACAUUCACAGCACCGGCGUCUAUAAAAACCCCCGGUUUGUGUGGUUGUCAUCUUCUCUUGCUGUCCUGCUGCUGUUAUGGCCCUGCUGAGAGUGUCUUCCUACCGUAAGCUGUUUGAGGAGGAGCAGUGGAGCCAGGCUGCAGGACGCUGUGGAGUCCAGGCCCGCUUCACUGCCAGGGGUGGAGUUUCAGUGCGUGAAUGUCCCGAGCUGGAUUUUGCUGCAGCUCGUGCCCUAAGCAAGGAGGGUGUGGCACGAUUUGUCAGUGAACGCUCUGUCAUCGCUGCCCUCAACGAUCGCCUGGCCGGCCUCAUUGACGUGGUCCGGUGUCUAGAAGAGGAGAAUGAAUCUCUGGAGGCAGAGAUUAUUGAGCUGGAGGAAAUGAUGGAGUCAGAGCAGAUCUCCACCACCACCGUCAGCAUCAGCGGUCCUGUGGACUACAGUCUGGAGGCUGUGAUAGAGAGGCUACGGAAAGAGAAGGAGGAGAUUUUAUGCAACACGGAGGAGCUGAAGGGUGAGCUGCGGCGUCUGCAGAUGAAAUACGAUCAGGUGGUUGAGCACAAGAGACUCAUCCAGCAAGAGCGAGAAGAUGUUUCUGUGGAGGUGGAUGCAAUUACCACUGACUGCCUGGCCCUUCGAGAGCAAGUGACCAUCUAUGAGGAGCAGCUGGCCACCAUGGAGAGGCAGCAUGAAACGAGGCUGGAGAAACUGUGUGAGCCCAGGACUCCGGAUGAAGGUUCUCCUACUGUAUCCCUGCAGUUCCCCUCCUUUGAUAUCACUCCAGCCAUCAUGGACAUCAAGGAGUACUAUGGCACAUUGGCUGAGAGCCUCAAGUUUGAGUUCAGAGCCUCAAGCACUGCUGCCAUUGAUGCUGCAGGAAAGGAGAAGGAGGAGCAGCUGGCUAAGUUGACUGGAGGGAAAGUGAAGGAUGUCUCCAAAGAGACUGAUGUGAAUGUCCUCAAGAACUUGAUUGCAGAGCUGCAAAAAGAGGUGGCAGAACUGGAGAAGCGUGGAGACGAGUUGGAGGCUGAAAUAGAAGGCAGGAAAGCCAAAUACCUGGAGGGAAUAGAGAAGCUGGAGAAUUACAUUUGUCAGCUGGAGGAGGAGGAGGCUGAUCUUCAGUUCCAGAUGAAGGAUCAGAGUGGGGACUAUGAAGAACUGCUGAAUCAGAAGAUGAAUCUAGACAUAGAGAUUGCUGCUUUCAGGGGUUUGGUUGAAGAAGAAGAGGAGAGACUGAGCUGCCUGUAAGCUGCAAGAAGAGGUGAUGCUCUCCUCUGGACUGAAGCAUACACAAAGAAACACUAAAACCACAUACAAUUCAACCCUUAACAGCAAGUCUCACAAAUCAGGAAAGUAAAGAAAACAGCUGUCAGACACACUUAACCCUCUGAGCAGAUGUAAACCUUCACUGACAGAUGAACUUCAGGGAGUUCGUGCAAGCUCAUUGAUAACGGGUCAGUGGCAGGUAACCUCGGGCCUUCAAGAAACACUGGAUCUGUGCAGCAGUGGGAGUGUGUUGAGAGUGAUGGGGGAUUUUCAGCACUGGAAUCUCCUAUUGAAAGUUUCAUAGUCCCUGUGACUGAGACAGAUACACACCCUACUGUUGAAAAGUUUGGGGUCAGUAAGUUUUCUUUUUUUUUAAAGAAGCUACUUUUAUCCAACAAGGACGCAUUAAACAAAGGUGAUGAUAAAGACAUUUAUAAUGUUACCAAAGACUUCUAUUUCAAAUACCCCCCCAAAAAAGAGCAGCACAACUGUUUUCAACAUUAAUAAUAAGAAAUGUUUCAUGGGCAUCAAAUCGGCAUAUUGCAAUGAUCUCUGAAGGAUCAUGUGACACUGAAGAAAUUAUGCAGGAAAUUCACCUUUGCGAUCACAGGAAUAGAUUACAUUUUGAAGUAUACUGAAAAAAAGUUACUUUAAAUUGUAAUAAUAUUUCACGAAGUUACUGUUUUUUUGUUUUUUGUUUUUGAGACUUCUUUUAAAAACAUUAAAAUAAAUAAAUCUUACCAACCCCAAACUUUUUAAAUGUACACACAUUUCCUUGUGCUCUGUUGAAUCUAAACCUUUCCUGUACUGUCCAAACAUUGUUUUAGAGCAUUUACAUGCACUUUAAAAAAGUUUCAUUUGGAUUAAAAAUUUAAUUUUUCUUAUUAAAAUGCUUUAGUCUGACCAAAA
Molecule: messenger RNA, 2299 nt
Organism: Cyprinus carpio (common carp)
Lineage: Eukaryota; Metazoa; Chordata; Actinopteri; Cypriniformes; Cyprinidae
Gene: vimr2
Product: vimentin-related 2
Biological process (GO): skeletal muscle organ development
Cellular component (GO): Z disc; sarcolemma; cell-cell junction
Source: RefSeq, a predicted model, not a curated record